AAUAGCUCUGUGAACCAUGGUUCCCAGAGGCAGCGGGCUGCCGACACUAGAAGGGUGCAAAAAUAAUCCAGGUCAGACUCCAGGCUUAGAGUUGCCACCUAGAGAUCACCGCUGCCUGGUCAGUCCAGCGGCUGAAGUCCUGAGCGGACUGGAGCCGAGGCACAAGACUUGACAGUUGUUAUUUACAGAGCUGCGGAGAAGAGACAGGGACUCAUUUCCUUCAUCUCCUGAAGUGCUGGAGCUGGGCUGAGAGCGGUCGCCUUCGGUUCUCAGCCAGGCCAGAGGAGGUCUGUUGGGGAGUGGGAACUGCAGCUAGUGGGGAAAAGCUUCAGGAGUUCGCUAGCGACAAGGAAUAGAAUGUUCCAAGCCGCUCUAAUAAACACAGAAAUUAACUGAAAUCUCGUGAGUCAAUUCAGAGUGGAAAGAACGUAGAAUUGGCGGAAGGAAAGAUGGAAGGAAGGGGAGGCUCUUGGCUUUUGCAUGGAAGUUGAAGGCUUCGAAGGGCAGAGUGAGCAUCGCUCGCUGUGGAGUGUGCACUGUGGGAUGGUGCCGAGUUCCACCCCCCUCUGGGUGCCCAGCACCUCUUCCUGCCUGGAGAGGAAAUCCCACUGAUCUUUAUUUGUGAGUCUCCUCCUAGAAAAAGAAGGCAAAUGUUUUUAUCAUCACUCCUGCAUUUCAAAAAUAAGACCCUGACAGAGUCAAUGCUCUGCGCAAAUACAAGCAACAGCAGCAGGAUGGUCAUCCCUCUUCUCAAUCCUGUCAUCUGGAGUGUCCACAUGACCUGGGUCACUUCUGCGAAGAAUCUCUAAAGCCAGAGUGAAAUUUCCAGUUUCACUCUCCUCCCCCUGCCACAGUCACAGACAUGCUUCAGACAGAGGUGGCUGCAUUAUUCUGCAUCCAGUUAUGCUGCACAGAGCUGAGCCCCAACCAUCUGGAUCAUCAGACAUGUGAAAACACUGAAAAGCGCAUGUUUCCUUUCUUGAGCUUCAACAUAAACGGACUCAAUCCCACCGCCCACUACAACGUGUUCGUGGAGGUGGUUCUGGCCGACCCUAACCACUGGCGCUUCCAGGGGGGCAAGUGGGUGACCUGCGGCAAAGCCGACAAUAACAUGCAGGGCAACAAAAUGUAUGUUCACCCAGAAUCUCCGAAUACUGGUUCCCACUGGAUGAGGCAGGAGAUUUCCUUUGGGAAGUUAAAACUCACCAAUAACAAAGGCGCCAACAACAACAACACACAGAUGAUAGUCCUGCAGUCUUUGCACAAGUAUCAGCCUCGACUGCACAUUGUGGAAGUGACAGAAGAUGGGGUGGAGGACUUGAACGAGCCUUCCAAGACCCAGACCUUCACCUUCUCAGAGACACAGUUCAUCGCAGUGACUGCCUACCAAAACACCGACAUUACUCAGCUAAAGAUCGACCAUAACCCCUUUGCCAAAGGCUUCCGGGACAACUAUGAUUCCAUGUACACCGCUUCAGAAAAUGACAGGUUAACUCCAUCUCCUACGGAUUCUCCUAGAUCCCAUCAGAUUGUCCCUGGAGGUCGGUACGGCGUCCAAAACUUCUUCCCGGAGCCCUUUGUCAACACUUUACCUCAAGCCCGAUAUUAUAAUGGUGAGAGAACCGUGCCACAGACCAACGGCCUCCUUUCACCCCAACAGAGCGAAGAGGUGACCAACCCUCCCCAGCGGUGGCUUGUCACGCCUGUCCAGCAGCCUGUGACCAACAAGCUAGACAUCGGUUCCUAUGAAUCUGAAUACACUUCCAGUACCUUGCUCCCAUAUGGUAUUAAGUCCUUGCCCCUCCAGACAUCCCAUGCCCUGGGGUAUUACCCUGAUCCAACCUUCCCUGCAAUGGCAGGGUGGGGAGGUCGAGGCGCUUAUCAGAGGAAGAUGGCAGCUGGCCUACCAUGGACAUCCAGAAUGAGCCCCCCUGUGUUCCCAGAAGAUCAGCUUGCCAAGGAAAAAGUCAAAGAAGAAAUCAGUUCCUCCUGGAUAGAAACCCCGCCUUCCAUCAAGUCUCUAGACUCCAACGAUUCAGGGGUGUACAGCAGUGCUUGCAAGAGGAAGCGCCUGUCUCCCAGCACCUCCAGCAAUGGAAAUUCACCCCCCAUAAAGUGUGAGGACAUGAACGCCGAAGAGUACAGUAAAGACACCUCAAAAGGCAUGGGGGCAUAUUAUGCUUUUUACACAACUCCCUAAGGAGUUAUUUUAACCCCUAAUGUUUUCCAGGUGGACCUGGUGGUGUUUUUGUUGUUUUCUUUGCCUAGGUUACCAAAAAGACUUUUACCUUCCACCUUUGAUGUAUCCUGUUUUGUGCAAUUCUCUGAGAGAAGGUGCCAAAGCUUUGCCAUUGCUGCAGGUAACCAACUGAAGCAAACCUAGCAUUCCCCCCCCCCCUUUGUAAAAUAAAGUCAACGGAGGACUCGAAAGUGUUUAAAAAUUCAUAGGCUGUUCAAAGUGCUGGGCUUAUUUAUGGGAAAUGAGAAACAUUCAGAAAAAGCAGGCCAUGAAGAUUGAGUGCCAGGUGCUAUCGAGUGAGUCUAAAAAGCCAAAAGCAAGCAAAACCUUCUGGUUCUCAUUUCUACUUGUAAAUCUUUAAGCAAACAGCAGCCCAGAGUGUUAAGGUAUUUUUGCUUCAGGAAGAGAAGGGCUGGGCCUUGAGCUUCAACUGUGGGCUGUCAUUGCUGUCUUCUGGCAGCGGCUAAAGAGGCUGGCCUGAGCGGCAAGGGGAAAAAAAAAAAAAAAAAAUUACUGGGAAAGUGGCUAGCUAGUCUUAGCUGCCUGUAAUUCCUUGCAGGAUUUUGGAAUAAACCAUUUGUCACAGGGAUGGCCCUGUGUUGCUGGGAUGACCUGUAGAAACCAGAGGGAUCAGAGAGGAAGGGAGAAUUUAAGUGUACAGUUGUGUGUUUAGACACCGUAGAGUAAUCUGGAAUAUAAUGUACAAAUUCAGCUGCCUAGGUAUCAGAGACAAAAUAUGUAAAAUUGGUGCUUUGGCUUUGUAAGGAAUUUGCAGAAACACAACUGCAGGGUUGAGAGGAGCCUCGGUAUCUUGGGUAUUUUGUCCACUUAGUUAAGUACUCAGCUGCCUCUGUACUCACUUCAACCACGCUUAAGGAAAAAAAAAAAUCCUGUUUAAUCCCCUUUCCUUGGUCAUCCCCAUGUCCCCCUUCAGUAAAUGUGGAGAAAUUACAGUCUGAUGCCACAGUUCC
Peromyscus eremicus (cactus mouse) is the source of this 3210-nucleotide messenger RNA. It is a transcript of the gene Eomes, whose product is annotated as eomesodermin. The transcript has 8 exons. Bases 863 to 2200 code for a protein of 445 amino acids. Gene Ontology annotation, molecular function: RNA polymerase II cis-regulatory region sequence-specific DNA binding; DNA-binding transcription factor activity, RNA polymerase II-specific. Lineage: Eukaryota; Metazoa; Chordata; Mammalia; Rodentia; Cricetidae. Gene Ontology annotation, cellular component: nucleus. Gene Ontology annotation, biological process: positive regulation of DNA-templated transcription; CD8-positive, alpha-beta T cell differentiation involved in immune response; endodermal cell fate specification. The record is from RefSeq and is a predicted model, not a curated record.